CACGUUCAGAAACCAGUACCUAACUAGAAUUCCGAACGCGCGGUCGCCAUGCGAGUCGUUGAAACGAUUUUAAACGAAAACGAACAUAUUCCAAAUUCAAAUUAAAACCUUAUUUAUUUCGAAUAUUUUUUAGUACACCAAUGUUUGCAUCGAGUUUUGGAAUAGUGAUUAUUAUUUGAAAAAGGAACGCGAUUGUUAGCAUAUGGCCAGUCCAAGGAUGUGAACUUUUUUAUUUUUUUUCCUAUAUGAGUGCUGCAAAGGAAUGUGGUUUUUGUGUCCAUGCACAUAAGGACGUGUGUUCCGUGAUUUGUGCGUGAAGGUGCCUUUGCAAGUUUAAGUUUUGUUUAAAAAUAAGUUUUAAAAGACUGAAAAAUGUGGAGCCUCCUGGUGGUAGCGGCGCUGUUCGCGGCCGCGCGUUCCAAGCAGAUACCCUCCAACACCGAAUUAGCUACGACCACCGUAGCUACGGCCACGGAGGCGAUCACCGAUUGGCCCGAAGCCCUGGCGCCCCUCGACACCCUCGCGGUCGCGUGCGAGAAGGACAACAUGCACGUCACCGUCUCGCUCGCGCACACACUCUCCCACCCCAACAGUAUACACGACACAUUCAACGGUAUAGUGUACCCGGCGGGCCUGGGCACUAACUCCACGUGCCUCCGCGAGUACGUGUCCGCCAAGGGUGACUUACAGUACACCCUACCACUGAAGGGCUGCAACACUAUGUCUACCGAUAACGAGGACGGCACCGUGGAAUACUUCAACAACAUAAUAGUGCAGCCACACUUGCGACUCGUCACCGGCCAGGGCAGAGGCUACCACGUACGCUGUCGCUACCGUAGACGUGACCUAACGUUAUACCACAUGCACCGACCGAGAGCCGACCGUCUUACAGCCAAUAAUGGGAUUGACAACGAUGAGUAUGACGAGGAAUCAGGCCUGCUGCCAUCUGUCACGAUGAAGAUAUUCAAGGGGGACCCCGAAGAUAAGCAGGUGGCAUCAAACGUGAAGAUUGGCGACAGUCUAACCCUGGUGGUAUCGUUGGAGAAACAGAGGCAGUACGGCCUGCUGGUGUCAGAGUGCUCAGUGAGAGAUGGGCUGGGCUGGGCAGAGCAGAGUCUUAUUGCUGAUGAUGGAUGUCCUCUAGAUGGAGAAAUAAUGGGCCUCUUCCAGUAUUCUCGCGAAAAGCAAGAAGCACAUGUUUCAUUCCCGGCGCACAAGUUCCCCUACACGGCGAGUGUGUAUUACACGUGCGAAGUCAAACUGUGUGAUCUGAACCAUCCCACGGACUGUGAGCCCUGUUCCCACAAGAAGAACCGCGUCCGUCGCGACUCGGACGACGGCGCGCCGGCCACCGUGGAGGUGUUCUCAGGCCUGUGGGUCAACGAGGCGGACUCGCCUGAGGCUGACGAUGUUACAUCGGAAAAGAAAGAAGACACGAUUUGCAUAUCGCAGCGAUACUUCGCGAUCGGCAUAUGUAUAGCGGGCGUUAUUCUGAUGAUAUGCGUCAUCGCGGCCAUUGCGUGCAUACUCGCACGAAGACGGAACCCUAAGUCUUACUCAAGAACCGGCAGCUCCCUGUAUAGUACACUUCCCUAUACUAACACUGGUUACUCGCAAACGAGCUAAAAUCCCUGUCUGUCAAUAGGUACUUUUACCCUAUGUGCGAAAGGGACACAAAAUAUUUAGUAUGAAAAAAAGAGGGAGGGAAGAUAGGGUAAGCAGCCCUACUUAUGUCAUUUAGAUUUUAAGGUCAGCUGUCAAAGUGCGACUCGAAUUCAAAUUGGUUUUCAGGUACAACGAAAUUAGUUUUUUUGAAUAUUGCGUUUUGUAUGUAUGUUUAUUUGUGUGUGUGCUUUGCCAUCAUUUUUGUAUGUGUGUAUAUGUGAUUUUACUACGACUAAAAUACAAAAGUAACAAUGUAAGAGGAAUUUAUGAAAUUCAUUAAAAGGAGGGCAGAAAACCGCUAAUCAUAUAAUAUUUUUAUCUGUAUUAUCAUACUUUAAAUAUAGAAUGUUGCGUUUGGAAACCGCAACGAUUCAGUCAUUGUUUAGUCUAGGUAGGUACCGAAUAAAUUAAUUUUAAGUAAUAAAAAGCUAUAUUUAUCUCAUUUUUGUGAUAAUUUCGUGCAUUAUUAUCCGUCCAUGAAUUAUUAUUUUAAGUUUUACUUUUACUACCUAUUUUAUUUUUAUUGGAAGGUUGCCUUGCAUUACGUAAUAUAUUAUUGUAGUUUAUGUGGUAUGAAAAUUGUAGUCGAUUACCUACUACAGUAUUUGACUCAAUACUUCUCACAAUGUGAUUUUGAUUUUAGUUUAAUUUUAAAUGAAGACCUGCGAUAACUAUAAUAACCUUAUACUAAAACACAUAAUUUUAUGAUACAGGUUCAAAUACCAAUAUUAAACUUUAUAAUAGUUAACGCUGGUCCAUAGACUAUUUUUCUCGGUGGUGGAAUUUACUAUAUAUCUAUGGUUUAAAGAUCCCUCUUAAUGUAUUCAGCAUUAGAUACAAAAACCUGUGAUUUAUAAUAUAUGGUAUUAAAACAAAAAUAUUUAUAUCAUAAAUAUGAUAGUCCACAUACCUAUAAAUAAAUAAUUAGUCAUUUAUAAUCUGUAUGUUAUAAUAUAUACUUAAUCUGUGACAAUAAUUAACUUCUUAAUGGAUGCCAUAUUGAUUUUAAAUUCCUAAUAUCUUAGUAUAUACUUAGCAAAGUUAAUCCGUCCAAUAUAGGUGCUACUUUGUUGAUAAUUUAGCUAUAUUGUAUCGCUUAUUUUUGGCACAGACGCAGAUAAAAAGAUAGAUGCUAGAUAGAUGUGGAGCAAAUUGGUUCGAGUACGUAGGUUACCCUGGCAAAUUGUCUAUCUUUUUUUGACGUCUGUGAUUUUUGCUUCCUAUAAUUUUUUAUAACAACGAAUUUUGAUAUGCGUUUCAUACUUACCCCAUUGUUUUUAGUUAACUGUAUAAGUACUUACUAGUUUUUUUUUUGUUCUCAAUGGGGUUCUGGAACCAUAUCGAAACGUUAAACCGUCAAAGGUUUUACUGUGUACGAAUUUUUAACAAAUAUACUGACUUAAAAUA
Maniola jurtina (meadow brown) is the source of this 3072-nucleotide messenger RNA. RefSeq lists its product as uncharacterized. The coding region runs from base 373 to 1626 and encodes 417 amino acids. The transcript is spliced from 10 exons. NCBI's taxonomy places the organism in Eukaryota, Metazoa, Arthropoda, Insecta, Lepidoptera, Nymphalidae. The record is from RefSeq and is a predicted model, not a curated record.